Molecule: messenger RNA, 540 nt
Organism: Caenorhabditis remanei
Lineage: Eukaryota; Metazoa; Nematoda; Chromadorea; Rhabditida; Rhabditidae
Exons: 5
Coding region: 1-540 (179 amino acids)
Source: RefSeq, a predicted model, not a curated record
AUGGCUUUAUGUGGAAAAAGUAGAACUACUGCUCGAAAUGUCAGAAAACCAUCAACAAAGAAUGACAGUAAAAAAGAAAAUGUGAAACCGAAAUCAACGAAUUCUGCAAAAAGUACCAGUGUCAAGAAACCAACUCCAAAGGUGAUUGGACUUCAACCAACAAGAGAAGACGAAGGAAUUGAAAAUGAAAAUGAAAAAACAAAGACAAAUAGUGAUGAGAAAAUUAAAAAUGAUCGUAGUUCAAAACCCCAACCCACUUGUCGUUCUUCAAAACAAAAGGCAAUCCAAAAAGAGGAAAAGUCAGCAAACUCAACGAAAUGUUCAUCGAAAAGCAAAAAGAAGAAGAAGAGUCUUUCAGACGAGGCACCUUCUCAAAAAGCACAAGAAUCAAGUCGGACAACAAAUAGUACAGAUGAAUCGGAUAAUGAUUCCUUGGAAAAGUUGAAAAAACCUCGAAAGAAUUCAAUCGAUGAAGAUAUGGGUUCGAAUAUGGAAUCAAUCAAAACGGAAGACGAAGAUUUGACCAAAUCCAUUGAGUAA